GGCGAGAGGCGGGUGGGGCCUGCCGGGGCGUUGGCCCCCGUCGGCGGCGAGGCGCGGGCUCGGGGCCCGCAGCGGCGUUGGCGUGAGCGGCUCCUUCCCGCAUGGCGGCUCCGCCCGGGGCAGGUGGCGCCUCCUGGGACGGGCCGUGACGGGCGGCGGGGAAGAGGUGGCCGCGGAGACCUCGAGGUUCCCGCCGAGGCGCGCUGGGCGGGUCGGCGCCGCGGGGGCCGGCGCUGCCUGGGAGGCCGUGACAGCGGGGCCGGGUUCGCAGAAGAGCCCGCUUGGCCCUGCCCAGUGUCCGCCUGAGGUGGGGUGUUGGGGCUGCCAGGCAGCCUGGGCCAGCCAUGGCUUUUACCAAUUACAGCAGCCUGAACCGGGCCCAGCUGACCUUCGAGUACCUGCAUACCAACUCAACCACUCAUGAGUUCUUGUUUGGUGCCCUUGCUGAGCUUGUAGAUAAUGCCAGAGAUGCUGAUGCCACGAGAAUAGAUAUUUACACAGAACGGCGAGAGGACCUGCGAGGUCAAUUCAUGCUAUGUUUUUUGGAUGAUGGAGCAGGAAUGGAUUCAAGUGAUGCCGCAAGUGUGAUUCAGUUUGGUAAAUCAUCCAAACGAUCACCAGAAUCAACUCAAAUUGGGCAGUAUGGGAACGGCUUGAAAUCGGGUUCCAUGCGGAUUGGGAAGGAUUUUAUCCUGUUCACUAAGAAAGACACCACUAUGACCUGCCUCUUCCUGUCACGCACAUUUCACGAGGAAGAAGGGAUCGAUGAGGUGAUUGUCCCACUGCCCACCUGGAACACACGUACCCAGGAGCCCAUGACCGAUAAUAUGGAAAAAUUUGCAAUUGAAACUGAGCUCAUUUACAAGUAUUCCCCCUUCAAGUCAGAGCAAGAGGUGAUGGAGCAGUUUAAGAAAAUCCCUGGGGAGAAGGGGACCUUAGUGAUUAUCUUUAAUCUCAAACUGAUGGAUAAUGGGGAGCCAGAGCUGGAUGUGACCUCCGACCCCCGAGAUAUCCAGAUGGCAGAAACCCCCCCUGAAGGAACGAAGCCAGAGCGUCGCUCCUUCCGUGCCUAUGCUGCUGUCCUUUAUAUUGAUCCCAGAAUGAGGAUCUUCAUCCACGGACACAAAGUGCAAACCAAGCGACUUUCCUGUUGCCUCUACAAGCCCAGGAUGUAUAAAUACACUUCAAAUCGCUUCAAGACCCGUGCGGAGCAGGAGGUGAAGAAAGCGGAGCACAUGGCUCGGAUAGCGGAGGAGAAGGCUCGAGAGGCCGAGAGUAAAGCCCGUGCACUAGAACUUCGCCUGGGCGGGGAUCUCACACGAGACUCCAGGGUGACUCUACGGCAAGUCCAGAACACAGCCAUAACCAUGCGUAGAGAGGCUGAUGUCAAGCGGCGGAUCAAGGAGGCAAAGCAGCGGUGUGAAGCUUCAGAGCAGAAGCAGAAGGUGCCCCUGGGAACACUGAAAAAGGACUUCAGAUCACAAGAGGAGAAGCAGAAGCAGCUGACGGAGAAAAUUCGCCAGCAGCAGGAGAAACUGGAGGCUCUGCAGAAAACAACUCCAAUCCGGUCCCAGGCUGACCUGAAGAAAUUGCCUCUGGAAGUGACCACACGGCCUAUCGUGGAGGACUCCCAAUCACUGAGCAGACCUCAACGCCCGCGAUCUCCUCCUUUACCCGAUGUAAUUAAAAAUGCUCCCAGCAGGCCGCCGCCGCCUCCCCCCAAGUCCAUCAGCCAACUGCGAAAGGCCCCCCUGGCUCGGCCAGCCAUCAGCACCCCCAAACUGGCAAGUGUGCUAUCCAGGGAGGAAGCUAGUACUUCCAGGACACAGCAGCAUAUUGUGACUGCGGGAAAGUCAAACAGCACAGUUGUCAGGACUCCUGCCAAACCCAUCCAGGUGGGGAGGCCACCCCCCAUGCUUCUGCAGAAUUCCAUGAGCCAGCGUGAGACUCCCAGCCCCAAAAUUGUAAAGACGCCGGUGCUGAAAAAACCUGCAGCACUCAAACCUCCCCAGGCCUCCAGCAUCCGCAAGAGGACAUUUAACACCGUGGAGGAUGGAGCUGAGGAAGAAGUGGAGCAGAAGAAGGAGAAAACGAAACGGGGCAAAUUUGUGGUAGUGAAAGAGGAGAAGAAGGACUCAAACGAGGUGGUGGUUGAGCUCACAGACAGUGCAGGGGAGGAGGAACUAGCAGAUCUGAAAAAAGCCCAAAAAGACAAAGGGCUGCAUGUGGAGGUACGAGUGAACAAGGCAUGGUUCACAGGCCGUGUCACGGCUGUGGAGAUGGGCAAGCAUGCCAUACGCUGGAAGGUGAAAUUCGAUUACGUACCUACAGACACCACACCGAGAGAUCGCUGGGUAGAGAAGGGCAGUGAGGAUGUACGGUUGAUGAAGCCUCCCUCUCCAGAGCAUCAGAGUCCAGACACACAGCAGGAAGAAGAGGAGGUUGCAGCUGAGCCUUCUACCUCAGACUGUGCCCGAAUUGAGCCAGACACCACCGGUCCCAGCAGCAACCAGGAGACUGUGGAUUUGCUAGUCCAGACACUCCGGAAUUGUUUGCGGUACUUCUUACCUCCAAAUUUUCCCAUCUCCAAGAAGGAGCUGAGUUCCAUGAGUUCAGAAGAAUUGAUGGCUUUUCCUCUGAAAGAAUAUUUCAAACAGUACGAGAUGGGUCUGCAGAACUUGUGCAAUUCCUAUCAGACUCGUGCUGACGCCCGGGCCAAAGCCUGUGAGGAAAACCUCCGCAGCUCAGAGAGAAAACUUAAGGAAACAGAGGAGAAACUGCAGAAGCUGAGGACUAAUAUUGUGGCACUUCUGCAGAAAGUGCAGGAGGACAUCGAUAUUAAUACUGACGAUGAGCUGGAUGCAUAUAUUGAGGACCUGAUCACCAAGGGAGACUGAGCAGUCCCGACCCAGCACUGGCGAGCAGCAUGGAGGAGUUGGUCCCUGUGAUCUCGGAGAUGUGGAGUCCUGCAGUGGAGGGGACCCGAGCAGCGCAUGAAAGGGGAGGGCCGUUCGACUGUGUAUUAUAUUGAUGUGUCGGUGUACAACCUGUUCUUGUGAUUUUACAUGCAAAAGACAUUGGUGCUGUUGGCAGGACAGUUUUUAACAUUGUAGUUCUUCAACUCUCUUCCCUUUGUUUAUAAAUAUUUAUUUUUUAAAAGAAA
Messenger RNA from Trachemys scripta elegans, 3163 nucleotides. It is a transcript of the gene MORC2, whose product is annotated as MORC family CW-type zinc finger 2. Gene Ontology annotation, molecular function: zinc ion binding. The record is from RefSeq and is a predicted model, not a curated record. NCBI's taxonomy places the organism in Eukaryota, Metazoa, Chordata, Testudines, Emydidae. Gene Ontology annotation, cellular component: nucleus.